Molecule: messenger RNA, 854 nt
Organism: Megalops cyprinoides (Indo-Pacific tarpon)
Lineage: Eukaryota; Metazoa; Chordata; Actinopteri; Elopiformes; Megalopidae
Product: ly6/PLAUR domain-containing protein 6B-like
Exons: 6
Coding region: 237-761 (174 amino acids)
Molecular function (GO): acetylcholine receptor regulator activity
Source: RefSeq, a predicted model, not a curated record
GUGGCGACCAUGGAGGUGUGAUAGUGUCCUCAAACUCUGAUUCAACGCGAUUGUCUUCAAUAUUGCACAAGGGUUGAAGAUUAGGACUGAAGAUUGAGAGAGGCAAGCUGUCCUGAGGAGAGACUGGAUGACAUUAGCCUGUGAAUUGGGACUCCAUAAUUUAGCUGUUAUUUUCUUGGCUUCCUCUGCACUGCAGAGAAAAACAGAGUGCUGUGAAAGGCCUUCAGCGUGUGGCGAUGUCUGUUUCCACUGCCCUGCAUCAUACCGUUGCUCUGCAGGUCCUCUUAGUCAUAGCCAUGUGUGACGAGGGACAAGCCAAUCGCAUCAACUUCUACAAUGUCAUACCACCUGUAGAUGCGACCCCUUUCCCCAAGAGCUUCAAAUGCUUCACCUGUGAACACGCCUUGGACAACUACAACUGCAACCGGUGGGCAGAGGAUAAAUGGUGCCCUCAGAAUACACAGUUCUGUAUGACGGUGCAUCACUUCACCAGUCGUGGUAAGACCAAGUCCGUCACCAAAAGGUGCGUUUCGAGAGAGGACUGCCACGCAGUGGGCUGCCAUCACCACCGAGAUGCAGGCCACACUGAGUGCAUAUCGUGCUGCGAGGGCAUGGUCUGCAAUGUGGAUGUCCCGACCAAUCACAGCAACGCGGUGUUUGCUUUGAGACAGGCCCACAGCUCCUCAGCGCCGCCCAAUUGGUCCUGGAGCAUUUCAUCGCUGCUUGCCUCUGUCGUCACUCUGCGGGUGCUGCUCUCAUAGUGGAGUCCAGCCGAAACCAAUCCAACCGCCCACCGAGCCGAGAGACCUGCUCAGAACUGAUCCAGGAUCUUCCAGAAGAGCAGAGUUCAGUGU